GGCUGGGGGCGGGCACACAGCCGUAGCCCGUGGCGGAGGCGCGGGCGCGCUCAGGCCCUGUGCUGGGCGGCCCGGGCGGCCGCACCAUGGAUCCCGGCACCGAGGAGUACGAGCUCAACGGCGACCUGCGCCCUGGCUCUCCCGGUUCCCCCGACGCCUCGCCACCCCGCUGGGGUUUGAGGAACCGGCCCAUCAAUGUAAACCAUUACGCCAACAAGAAGAGCGCCGCGGAGAGCAUGCUGGACAUCGCACUGCUCAUGGCCAACGCGUCGCAGCUCAAGGCCGUGGUGGAGCAGGGCAAUGAGUUCGCCUUCUUCGUGCCCCUCGUGGUGCUCAUCUCCAUCUCUCUCGUGCUGCAGAUCGGAGUGGGCGUGCUGCUCAUCUUCCUGGUCAAGUAUGACCUCAACAACCCAGCCAAGCACGCCAAGCUGGACUUCCUUAACAACCUGGCCACGGGGCUGGUUUUCAUCAUCGUGGUGGUCAACAUCUUCAUUACGGCCUUUGGAGUCCAGAAGCCUGUCAUGGACGUGGCACCCCGGCAGUAGGAUGCCCAGGUGAGUCAGCGGGGGAGGCUGAGACCUGCUGCCGCCACUGCCAUGGGUAGGUGUGGUGGGUUCUGAGCUAGCUAUCCCUCCUCUGUGGCAUGACCAGGCCACUGAAAGCAGUUCUUGACGGCCCCUGAGUGUGUAGGUCAUCUGGCCAGGAAGAGGGUACCAGGGCCUGUGGGAACAUAGUCCUGUCCUCCUGACCUCUCUUCAUGGGUGUCUCCAGAGGCUUCAAGUUCUUGCUGACUGCAUGGUCUGCUGCUAUGAUAUCUGGAGUAAUGGGGUUUGCUAGGCGAGUGGCCAUGGUCACUACUGACUGGCUCUCAUCACCAUUGUGGGUCCUGACAGAGACCCAGGAACACUGUAUUCAGUGUUGAAAGACCUGCAGCACCUGGUUCAUGGAGGACAGAUCCUUACACCCAAGGCCACGUAAGCCUGAUGCUCGAGCAAGAUCUCCUCACCUUUCCAGGUGGGGCACUGCUGGCUGACCUAGCAGCACUCCCACCUGCCUCUCUUUUCAUCCUUCCAGAGACUUUGAAGGUAUCUGACCUGCAGCCCAGCUGUCCAGACCCCUGCAACUGCUGUAUCCCCAAGGCAUCCCUCUCCUGUUCACAGCCCAAGGUGGCCUCCGCUGGACCAUGGUCAAGGAUGGACUUCCGUCCACCUGUGACUGCUGCGUGGGCGGCCACCCGAGGCGUGUGGGAACUGGAUGCAAAGCCAUGAAGAUCAGAACUGGACAGUUCCACCGAAACCCACGCCCAGAGGAUGAUCACUGCCCGCCCAAGGACAUGCAGGAAAUCCAUGAUUGGACUCGAUGAGGGGCCAGAACUGAUCUCUGUCUCAGGACAUUCCAGAAGGACCAGGAUAUGCCCCUCCCUUUGCUGAUACACCAGUGACCCUACUUCUCAUGGAGCCUGCACAGGUCACCCUGGAGACUGCUGCCUUUGUUGUUUCCUGACCCAGGGACCUUGGACAGUCAUCAGUACCUGCUGGCUCCAGCCUCAGUGCCUGGGCUUGGCAGUGUCUCUUGGCAUCGAGAGGCAGCCAUGCCUGUGGGGGCUGCAGGUCAUCCUGGUACCUUCUACCAGUAGUGACUUGGGAAGAGCCCCAGCCCCCAACCCAGGGGCUCAGGCCCCAAUUUUCUAAUCAGGAAUGACAAUAAAGCUUAUGUGCUUCCC
This is a messenger RNA of Rattus norvegicus (Norway rat), 1723 nucleotides long. Lineage: Eukaryota; Metazoa; Chordata; Mammalia; Rodentia; Muridae. The record is from RefSeq and is a predicted model, not a curated record.